This is a messenger RNA of Sphenostylis stenocarpa, 1194 nucleotides long. The record is from the annotation of a GenBank genome assembly. NCBI's taxonomy places the organism in Eukaryota, Viridiplantae, Streptophyta, Magnoliopsida, Fabales, Fabaceae.
AUGUGUGUGUGUUCUCCUUUGAGGCACUGUGUCUCGCUGGGAGAGCAAGGCUAUUGGUGGGGUUUAAGAAAUUUUAGCCAUGGCAGGGUGAACCUUGUGAUUACGGGAGGGAAGACCAAGUUUGAGACUCACGAGGUUGAGCCUCCUAAGAAAGACAAGUGGAAGACUAAGAAGAGGUUGAAGAUGCAGAGGAAGAGGGAGAAGGAGAAGAGGAAAGCGGCCAACAGGAAAGACCCUCGUCGACUUGGUGUCAAAGGGAAGAAGAAGAAGCAGAGAUUUGCCAGUGCAGAAGAGAGAAUCAAUUUCAAGAUUGAAAAUGCCAGAAUUAAGGAAGCACUGCUCAUUGAAAGGCUCAAAAGAUAUGAAGUUUCUAAACUUCAGGGUCCUGUUGUGAAGCCUGAUAGCUUGACGGGGGAGGAAAGGUUUUAUUUGAAGAAAAUGGCUCAGAAGAGAUCUAAUUAUCUACAAAUUGGCAGAAGAGGAUUAUUUGGAGGGGUUGUUCUCAAUAUGCAUAUGCAUUGGAAGAAACAUGAGACUGUUAAGGUCAUAUGCAAGCCUUGUAAGCCUGGUCAAGUACACGAGUAUGCACAAGAACUUGCCAGAUUGAGUGGCGGUAUUCCUCUUCAAAUAAUUGGAGACGACACUAUAAUAUUUUAUCGGGGAAAGAACUAUGAACAGCCUGAUGUUAUGUCACCAAUUGAUACCCUGUCCAAGAAAAAGGCACUUGAAAAAUCCAAGUAUGAGCAAUCACUUGAGUCAGUGAGGCGCUUCAUUGCUAUUGCUGAGAAAGAAUUAGAGCUAUAUUACAGACACGUUGCACUUUAUGGUGAUCCAAACAAUCGAAAUCCCUUAUCAAUGCUGGAUAGUCCAAGUGGAAACUCCAAGGAAAAAGGGAAUCAUGGAAUUCAAGACAAAAAAUUCCAUGACUUGAACGGUGAUUAUUUUUCAGCCAGUCUUUCAGAGACUGAAGCAGAUUCCACGGAACUGGAGCUGUCAGAAACAGAAGAUAGUUUUGAAGACGAAAGCUUGUCAAUGAAUGAAUCAGAUUCUGAAGAGGACAGCUUGUUGGAUUACAAUGGUGAUAAAGAAAAGAAGGUAUAUUUUACUAAAAUGCUAGAUGAAAGUGUAAGCUCGACCACAGGUUCAUCAUCAAUGUCUAAAAAUAGCCACUAUUAUAAUAAUCAAUGUUUGUGA